Messenger RNA from Athalia rosae (coleseed sawfly), 2810 nucleotides. RefSeq names its product calcium and integrin-binding protein 1-like. The transcript has 5 exons. The record is from RefSeq and is a predicted model, not a curated record. Gene Ontology annotation, molecular function: calcium ion binding. NCBI's taxonomy places the organism in Eukaryota, Metazoa, Arthropoda, Insecta, Hymenoptera, Athaliidae. The coding region runs from base 1752 to 2330 and encodes 192 amino acids.
UUAUCAACUUUGCCGAUUUUCGUUACCCGUUCGAGUAGGCAUUCGCCGUUUUAUAUCCGGGAUUAUUGUACCGCGAAAAUUCGUCGGACUUCGCCUGCCGUUCAUACACGGUAGGCGAGAGAUCUCGCUGUAAAAAAUGAAUUGAUGGAAAAUAAAACAGCGAUAAAGUUCAGGGGUAAUGUCAUCUUAUUUCGAGGCUUCGAUUCGCGAUAAUCGCUGGGAUGCAUCAGACACAUGGCUUUAAAUGGGAAUGGACCGUUCGAUGCGGUUGAUUUGACAAAUUCACGCGGAGCGUGGUGUCCAACUUUAGCGUUAUUAUCUUCUGCAUAAAUUUGUGAAUUAUUAGCGUUUGAUUGAAAACCAAUAAUCCUGAUUGUUACUAAAUUAAUUUAAACUCGCGAACGUUACCGGUGAGUUUGAUAUUCCCCCGGUUGGGGAAUUAUUUCAAGUGCGGAUAGGGUAAUCAAAUACCACAAUUCGCGGCCGCUAAUCCCUUAUUUGAAUUUUGGUGAAAAAAUUUCACCAGCUGCCGCGGUAGUGAUUAACGUGCUAAUAGUAUAAAAUCAGUAAUUCUCCGCCGUUGUUUGUACAGGAGAUAAGAUUUUUGAAUAAUUCCAGUAAGAUAAUGAGUUGACUUUUUUUUUUUUUUCUUUUCUCCUCACUUCAAUUCAAGCCUCCCGCGAGCGUGCUCAUCAUUCCCAUAUUAUUCAAAAUGUCUUCGCCACGCGGAGAGCUGUUACAUGACGAGGAAAUACAAAUACAUGCAACCGGUAUCUCCCAACCGCAUCCUGUAUGCCUCCCAGCUAGUUUACACAAUUUUUUCUAUCUUUAUAUAUAUAAACCUGGGUCGUCGCCUUCAGUCAAGAUCAUCCGCCGACGAGACACUGUGCAUGAAAAAACGAGACUCGUUUUCUUCAGUUCUCAGUUCGCCGCGGUUCCUUCGAUCGAAUCAUUGAAAGCAUAUCAAUCUAACAAUAAUUCAAGCCUUCCUCUAGACCUAUCGAAUCGAGCAUAAAUAAUAUUUUUGUUCAUAGCGUGAAACGCGUAGAUUACAAAGCAGCAGGUGUAAGCAGUAUGGCUGUGUUCCGUUUACUGAUAAGAUUGGCGCACCACGGUGACCGGACAUCUCCGUGUUGACUAAUUCUAAGACUUGCUCUGUAUUGUUGUCGUCGUGACUCUUAAAGUCGGAACGUGUCAGCACGUAUGGUAGAGAAUAUAGGUAUUGAAAAAUAAGAGGAGAGAAGAGGAAGAAGAAGCGGAUAAGAAAUUGGGGACGUGGCUUCGCGUUUGAUACCGAAGUAUUUUUACCAAGGUUCGUGAAUUUCACCUCCAGUAUGCCGUUCUAACUUUUCCGUCGAAAGAAAAACGACGUUCGUAAUCGCAUAUUUUUCUAAAACAUAUGUCGUACCUUUGGUUGUAUUUAUAUGUGGUCGAAUUUAAAAAUUUGAGAUACGAGUAUUCGGUUGCCGGUUUUAUGGAUAAACUUUUACGUUCGAAGUAAAGGGAGUUUGACACACGGAGAUAUAACAUCGAGGAAUCGGAAGCGAUUAGACUACAGAUAUAAGUUAUAAUUAUGAACAGGUGAAACGUGACGCUGCCCAUUCGAUUGAAAAACGAAAUAAAUUAUCCAAAGCUUGCGAGAGACUUUGAAUAAUUAUUAUACUGCCCUGCCCGAGUUAGCAGGCAUUGUCAACUGUUAAUAGUAUCUAAUUUAAGGGUUCCGCGAUUCAUUAUAACAGACCUCCGUAAUUAUGGGAAACUCAGCUAGUACGAAACAGCUCACGCCGGAGCUGCUCGAAGAAUAUACGCAGCUCACGUAUCUGACAAAAGCAGAAAUUAUGCACAUAUUCAAACUCUUCAAAAAGGUGGGAUCGGAAGAAUUAGCGGAGAAUUUUCACCACAGAUUUCCGUCUGAUGAAAUUUGCAAGAUUUUUCCAGUGAUUCAGCACAACCCCUUUCGGGACUCAAUCAUGAAAGUUUUCUCCUCGGAAGACGACGGAUGUUUGAGUUUUGAAGAUGCUCUUGACUUGUGCUCAGCUUUAUCGGAAAAUUGUCCGGACACUGUAAGAGCUGCUUGGGCUUUUAAAAUCUUUGAUACUGACGGCGACAAUCAGCUAGGGCUCGAUGAUCUAAUUACGGUGAUAGAGCGAUUGACUGGCUACAACACGAACAACGAACCUAGAAUUGAUCGAGAAAGUUCCGAACGCAUUGCCCAGGCGGUUCUCGCGGAGAUAGAUAUGGACCAUACGGGAAGUGUUGCCCCUCAGGAAUUUGUCCAUAUCGUAUCCAGGAUGCCAGAAUUCUCACAUACGUUCAGAUUCAUGCCUUAGCUAGUUAAAAGUCUGAAAAAUAAAUACAUUGGAGACGAUAAUUUGCGACUAAAAAAAUAUUUUAGGCAUGUAUUUGAAUUCGAAUCAUUUAGAAAUUGAAAGUAUAAUAAUGGUCAGCAUUAUUAUCACAUCUGAAUAUCUUUGAUUUCUGUUUCUUGUCAUCGUAUGCUUAUAUUUUUUCAUAAUCCGUACGAAGCAGCAUAACGUCAUUUUAUAUUAUUAUGCCGACAGAUAUGCAAAGAAUCUGGGCGGCUGUUGAAUUUUUACUGCAUUUGUAUCUAUUAUUCCACAUGUGUCGGGAUCGUAUUUCCCAAACAUGUACAUACAUCAUUACGCUGAACAAAUAAAUCCCUAGAACGCAAUGUAUAUAAAUCUGUUGGCCGAGUACUCGCCAGCUACAAUGCGGCUGUAUGAAGCCGUUGAGACAAUUUAUUUCUCUGCAGCCGUGAAAAAAAAUAAAAUAAAUAAUACCUUUCGCAA